Molecule: messenger RNA, 1302 nt
Organism: Tetranychus urticae (two-spotted spider mite)
Lineage: Eukaryota; Metazoa; Arthropoda; Arachnida; Trombidiformes; Tetranychidae
Molecular function (GO): UDP-glycosyltransferase activity
Source: RefSeq, marked provisional
AUGAACACUAGUCCAAGCAAAGUUUUGGUAACAUCAAUCAAUGGUUAUGGGCACUUUAAUGCCGCCCUUGGUGUUGCAAGUUUACUAUCCAGCCGUGGUAAUGAUGUCUAUUUUGCUAAUCUAUUGAAGUACAAAGACGAGGUGCAGAAAUAUGGUUUGAAAUUCAUUGCUCUCGAAGACUACAACGAUGCAUAUAAUAAAGAAAUUAAAAUGGAAAAUGAAUGGACGGAAAGUGUGGUGAAAAGUAUGCAACUCAAGUCGAUUUCACCUCUAGAUGACGACGAACACUACAGUAACGUUUUGAUGAUGAUUGUGGAGGAGCUUAAACUGUUGAAUCCAACUUUACAAAAGAUUAUUGAUUCCAUCAAACCAGAUAUUCUGAUUGGUGAUGUUUGUUUUCCUCUUCCACUCUUCUAUCAAUCCUCAAUUCCAAGCAUAUUUUUGUUCUCAGCCAAUCCAUCAUCGCUUUAUAUGGAGACAACUGGAUUUCCUGCUACACUUGGUUUGUCAGUUAAUAGCGAUAAAAGUUUGUGGCCAGCUUAUCGUGAAAAGUUAUCAAGUCUUACGAAAGUUGGCAUGCAAUACGCUCAAUGGCUUUCUACACUUGGGAUCAAAAUGACUGGUUUUCAUGAUUGGGACAAAUUUAUCAGCAUUUAUAUCUACCCGAAGGCAUUAGAUUAUGUUGAAUUAGGAUCGCCGCCUUCAAAUUGUAUUCGAAUGGAUUCUUCUAUUCGUAUACGGGAGGCAAAGGAAUUUAUUGUUCCACCAUUUAGUGCCAACCAGUCUGGGAAAUUGAUUUACUUGUCGAUGGGAACCACAGGAUCUCUGAACAUACCUUUCAUGAAGCGUUUAAUCAACACUUUUUCCAAGAGUAAACAUCGCUUCAUCGUCUCUAAAGGCUUAAAAGGUGAUGAGUUGACUUUACCUGAAAACAUGUGGGGUGAUAAUUAUGUCGAUCAAAUCGCUAUCUUACCCAAAGUUGACGCGGUUAUAACUCAUGGCGGGAAUAAUUCAUUUGUUGAGUCACUCUUCUUUGGUAAACCAAUGAUUGUAAUUCCGUGUUGCUUUGAUCAACUGGAUAAUGCACAAAGGAUUGAAGAUUUGAAACUUGGAUACAGAAUUGAUCCAUUUGGAUAUGAUGAAGAAGAAAUCCAUAAGACUGUUGAUGAUUUACUUGAAAAUACUGAGAUUCGUUCAAAAAUGGAAGAAAUUUCAAAACAGUUGAAGACUUCAAAUAACCGAGAAGAGGUUGCAAGAUUGAUUGAAAACAUUGCCAGAACUAAAAAGUAUCCAAUUAAAUGA